This is a messenger RNA of Peromyscus eremicus (cactus mouse), 1267 nucleotides long. It is a transcript of the gene Nudt13, whose product is annotated as nudix hydrolase 13. The record is from RefSeq and is a predicted model, not a curated record. Lineage: Eukaryota; Metazoa; Chordata; Mammalia; Rodentia; Cricetidae. The transcript is spliced from 8 exons. The coding region runs from base 4 to 1065 and encodes 353 amino acids. Gene Ontology annotation, molecular function: hydrolase activity; metal ion binding.
ACAAUGUCUCUGUAUUGUGGAACAGUUUGCAGGAGGAAAUCUUUUUGGUGCUGUAGGCUGCUGUCAACGUAUGUCACUAAGAUGCGAUACUUAUUUGACUUGAAGGAAGAUGAUGAGGCCUGCAGGAAGGCUCAGCAGACCGGAGUGUUUUACCUCUUUCAUGACCUGACUCCUUUGCUGCAGCAGGCAUCGGGACAUCGAUAUCUGGUCCCUCGGCUUAGCCGAGCAGAGUUGGAAGGGCUGCUGGGUAAGUUUAGACAGGACUCACAAAGAAUAGAAGAUUCAGUGCUGAUUGGAUGCUCCAACCAGCAUGAAGCGUGGUUUGCUUUGGAUCUGGGUCUGAAGAGCGCAUCCUCCAUCCACGCCCCCUUGCCAAAAUCUGAAAUGGAGGCAGAGCUCAGAGGUUCUUUCAUCGCACUGAGGCAGGCUGUUUUUCAGCUGAACUCGAUGGAUUCCUCCUUGCUGUUCACGGCUCAGGCUCUUCUCCGCUGGCACGACAGUCAUCAGUUCUGCAGCAGAAGUGGGCAGCCUACUAAGAAGAACAUGGCCGGUAGCAAGCGAGUGUGUCCUUCCAAUAAGAUCAUCUACUAUCCACAGAUGGCCCCUGUGGUGAUCACGCUGGUGACGGACGGGGCCCGGUGCCUGCUCGCCCGCCAGAGCUCCUUCCCCAAAGGGUUGUACUCUGCCCUGGCAGGCUUCUGUGACAUAGGUGAAAGUGUGGAAGAGGCCGUCCAGCGGGAAGUUGCAGAAGAGGUGGGCCUGGAAGUGGAGAACCUGCGCUACUCCGCGUCCCAGCACUGGCCCUUUCCCAACAGCUCACUCAUGAUUGCCUGUCAUGCAACCGUGAAACCAGGGCAGACAGAGAUCCAGGUGAAUCGGAGAGAGCUAGAAGCAGCUGCCUGGUUCAGUCUUGACGAGGUGGCCACAGCCCUGAGGAGAAAGGGUUCCUUUAUGCAGCAGCAGAGUGAAACUGUCCCAUUGAUGUUGCCGCCCAAGUUAGCCAUUGCCCACCACAUGAUUAAGAGCUGGGUGGAAACACAGACCUGUUCUUCCCUGGCUGCUUAGCUCAAAUCAAGCUGCCUAGAUCCCUCCCCGGCGUUGCUGAAGGGCAUGCCAGAGAUCUACUGCAAGAGGAGGUGGCAAAGUCAGCUCCGGGGCAGCCUCCUAAGGCAGAGGAGCUCUGAGAAGUUCCUGUUGCCAAAAGAGGUUCCCAGUCACGGACCACCAAAAAUGUCAGUGUAACCUGGAUAGAGCAGCCUGUACCCGU